GGCGCCGCUCAUCUGUUGGUCCCGACGCCGCGAGGGCGGGGCCUGCAGUUCGGUUGCGCGGCGGAGUGCAGCUGUGAGGGAGUCUCUGUGGUCCCGGGCCCCGGAACCCGAGCUGGAGCUGCAGCGCAGGCUGCCGGGAGCGGAGUCGGGAGGCCUGAGUGUUUGUUCCAGCAUGUCGGAGGGGGAGUCUCAGACAGUACUCAGCAGUGGCUCAGACCCAAAGGUAGAAUCCUCAUCCUCAGCUCCUGGCCUGACGUCAGUGUCACCUCCUGUGACCUCCACCACCUCAAAUGCUUCCCCAGAGGAAGAAGAAGAAAGUGAGGAUGAGUCUGAGAUCUUGGAAGAGUCACCCUGUGGGCGCUGGCAGAAGAGGCGAGAAGAGGUGAAUCAACGGAAUGUACCAGGCAUUGACAGUGCAUACCUGGCCAUGGAUACAGAGGAGGGUGUAGAGGUCGUGUGGAACGAGGUCCAGUUCUCUGAGCGCAAGAACUACAAGUUGCAGGAAGAAAAGGUCCGUGCUGUGUUUGAUAAUCUGAUUCAGUUGGAACAUCUCAACAUUGUUAAGUUUCACAAGUAUUGGGCUGAUGUUAAAGAGAACAAGGCCAGGGUCAUUUUUAUCACAGAAUACAUGUCAUCUGGGAGUCUUAAGCAAUUUCUGAAGAAGACCAAAAAGAACCACAAGACUAUGAAUGAAAAGGCUUGGAAGCGCUGGUGCACACAAAUCCUCUCUGCCCUAAGCUACCUGCACUCCUGUGACCCCCCCAUCAUCCAUGGGAACCUGACCUGUGACACCAUCUUCAUCCAGCACAACGGACUCAUCAAGAUUGGCUCUGUGGCUCCUGACACUAUCAACAAUCAUGUGAAGACCUGUCGGGAAGAGCAGAAGAAUCUACACUUCUUUGCACCGGAGUAUGGAGAAGUUACUAAUGUGACAACGGCAGUGGACAUCUACUCCUUUGGCAUGUGUGCACUGGAGAUGGCAGUGCUGGAGAUUCAGGGCAAUGGAGAGUCCUCAUAUGUGCCACAAGAAGCCAUCAGCAGUGCCAUUCAGCUUCUAGAAGACCCAUUACAGAGGGAGUUCAUUCAAAAGUGCCUGCAGUCUGAGCCUGCUUGCAGACCAACAGCCAGAGAACUUCUGUUCCACCCAGCACUGUUUGAAGUGCCCUCGCUCAAACUCCUUGCUGCCCACUGCAUUGUGGGACACCAACACAUGAUCCCAGAAAAUGCUCUGGAGGAGAUCACCAAAAACAUGGAUACCAGUGCUGUAUUGGCUGAAAUCCCUGCUGGACCAGGAAGAGAACCAGUUCAGACUUUGUACUCUCAGUCACCAGCUCUGGAACUGGAUAAAUUCCUUGAAGAUGUCAGGAAUGGGAUCUACCCCCUGACAGCCUUUGGGCUGCCUCGGCCCCAGCAGCCACAGCAGGAGGAGGUGACAUCACCUGUGGUGCCCCCCUCUGUCAAAACUCCAACACCUGAACCAGCUGAAGUGGAGACCCGGAAGGUGGUGCUGAUGCAGUGCAACAUUGAGUCAGUGGAGGAGGGAGUCAAACACCAUCUGACGCUUCUGCUGAAGCUGGAGGACAAACUGAACCGGCACCUGAGCUGUGACCUGAUGCCAAAUGAGAACAUCCCCGAGUUGGCAGCUGAGCUGGUGCAGCUGGGCUUCAUUAGUGAGGCUGACCAGAGCCGACUGACCUCUCUGCUAGAGGAGACCCUGAAUAAGUUCAAUUUUGCCAGGAACAGCACCCUCAACUCAGCCGCUGUCACCGUCUCCUCUUAGAGCUCACUCGGGCCAGGCCCCUAAUCUGAGCUGUGGCUGUCACUAGAUGUGCCACAGCCCUCCUGCCCCUUCCCCCCAGUCAGUAUUACCCUGUGAAGCCCCUUCUCUCCUUUAUUAUUCAGGAGGGCUUUGGGGCUCCCUGGUUCUGAGCAUCACCCUACCCCUUCUCCCUCUCUUCCUCCCCUCUGCACUUUGUUUACUUGUUUUGCACAGACGUGGGCCUGGGCCUUCUCAGCAGCCGCCUUUUAGUUGGGGGCUAGUAGCUGAUCUGCCGGCUCCUGCCCAGCCUGUGUGGGAAGGAAGCCCACCGGCACUGGGGGAGCCGAGUUCUACAAUCCCGCUGGGGCGGACGGGGCGGGACAGGAGGGUGGUGCUGCAGUGGUGGCCCUGGGGGGCCAUUCGAUUCGCCUCAGUUGCUGCUGUAAUAAAAGUCUACUUUUUGCUAAAA
Messenger RNA from Equus quagga, 2228 nucleotides. It is a transcript of the gene NRBP1, whose product is annotated as nuclear receptor binding protein 1. Bases 173 to 1780 code for a protein of 535 amino acids. Gene Ontology annotation, cellular component: endomembrane system; cytoplasm. Gene Ontology annotation, molecular function: protein kinase activity; ATP binding. The record is from RefSeq and is a predicted model, not a curated record. The transcript is spliced from 18 exons. NCBI's taxonomy places the organism in Eukaryota, Metazoa, Chordata, Mammalia, Perissodactyla, Equidae. Gene Ontology annotation, biological process: protein phosphorylation; endoplasmic reticulum to Golgi vesicle-mediated transport; intracellular signal transduction.